Messenger RNA from Sphaeroforma arctica JP610, 3291 nucleotides. RefSeq lists its product as hypothetical. Lineage: Eukaryota; Ichthyosporea; Ichthyophonida. The coding region runs from base 1 to 3291 and encodes 1096 amino acids. The record is from RefSeq and is a predicted model, not a curated record. The transcript is spliced from 5 exons.
AUGGAUCCUAAAGAAAUUAUGAGUCUUACUAGCCCAGUGCCUGCUGCACCCACAUCGAAAAUGAAAGGGGUGCACUCCAUGCCUCCCAGCAAUAGCGGCAAUAUAUUCUCCUUCCACCACUAUGGUAGUACACACAAGUCGAUACGGAAAAAGUUGUCAGUAGAUAGUCACAGAAAUUCUAAGCCGCAACUUACACCGCCACCUCUUCGGGAAGUGCUGACGUAUGAUGAUGACAAUUUCAGUAACGUCCGACUGUCAUUUCUACAAUACGCUAAGAACAAAGCCUUUGAGGAGAACGUGUUGUUUCUGUUGGAUUUUGAACGUCUGCUCGGCGAUGGAAUACUGUGUGACGAUGGUGUGGUAGUGAAACGGUACCUGUGGUACAGGCUGAGUGUUUGCCACGAUCAUAUUAUGCGCAAUCAAGAAGCAAGGGCCGUGCGGCUGUUGGCGGUUAUCUGUUGGCGGUUAUCUGCAGGGCAGAACACACACAUAACGUUGGAGCAUGCUGCGCAGAGCGAUUACGAGAAGCUCUUCAGCAACUUGAGCCGAGUGGCGAAGCAGAUAUUCAAUAUACUUGAAGUGGGGACGUACGCUAAGUUCCUGGAAGAGUAUGAUGCCAACGCAAGUUGCCCCGACGCUCUCCAGGACGCCUCGUCAUCACGCAAGCUGCAGCUGCGACUGCUGAAUUCCUUCGGCUCCGCUGAGAGUGACCAGUCCACCAGCACGCAGUCGAGCGUCAACCGGCGUAGCAGCACACGCAGCAACCGCAGCGGCCACUCUCCUAUGGUCAGUAGUAAGUCCUCCCCUACCCAGUUGGGUGGCGCUGAGGACUCUGGGAUACUCCACAACACGAGUGUGAGCCCUCGUGCUCGCACCCACGCUAGCACGGGGUCGGGUGCGUACGCCAAGUUCAGAUCGAAAUCGUCGGUGCACGUGCGCGGUAGUAAUAAAGAGGGUGGGCCUACGGACAGCAGGCGGUCGUCCCGGCGGAGCGCCAGCACCACCGGCGCCAGUGCGAACGCCGGCUCCGCGGCGCCAGAUAAGACCACGAUGCAACGGACGGGAAGUAUCUCCAAGGUGUGCAGUGUGUGCAUGUCCCUAUUAUCCUCUCGCUUGGGACAUUCGUCCACCACAUCCGGGGCAACAAGCUCGGAGGCGGUGGACCCUAGCCGGGUGGUGGGACCGGUGGCCACGACCCCGGGUAUGAGUGCGGCACUCAAUACACGUGCACACUCAGCCGCGUGCACGCACUCGUUGGAGCGCUCACCGGAGUUUAUGAGGAAUGGCAAAGAGGGGGGGGUGCCCAUUGCCAUGUCUGGCCGGUGUGUCAAGCACCAGCUGCUGCAGCAGUCUAAGUCGCACACGGGUACAUCGGAGAGCGCGAGACUCGAGUCCAUCAUGGGGACGGACGAUCCCGCGCUCAGCUCUGAGGAGAGUGACGCGGAGAGUGACGAUGCGACUGGCAGCGCUACGGAGGAUGUGUAUCAUAGUACUGAGGAUACGGGACCUGGUACUAAUAGCGGGGAGAGUGGGGGAGAGUGGUUGAGUGCACAGACUGAGAGCAGGCGUAGCCGGUGGCUGCCGUUAGGGAGAAGCCUCACCCCCAGCGCUCUGCGCACAGCGGCGGACGGGAUUGCAGACAUGGCCCUGCAUUCGGUGUCGCACGAUACGCAGGCGAAUAAGAACAGAGUCGGUGAGGGUAAGGGACAUUGUAACAAGCCGUGCUGCAAGAAGAAAGGCAAGGCUACCAAGAGUGUCAGGCGGCAGCAUAGCUCUGGGGCGAAGUGCAGAGGCGAUGAGCGUGCGGAGAACAUAUCGGACCCAGCGUCAGUAUCGGGAUCAAGUACCAUAGACGAGAGUGGUACACAUCCCGCACACCCACGGAACAAGGUGGAGCGGACCAGGAGCAACGCCAGUGCAAGCUCUAGUGGGAUGUUCGCGUGGCUUAGGAACACCUCGGGCAUCAGCUACAGCCGCCGAGGCAGCGCAGCAGACAACAGUGUAGAGAGCGGACCCAGUCCCAGCGAAGCGAGCUCAGAAUGGGACGGCCAUCCGGAGUCACGGCGGAAGAGUCCCAAAAGCGGUGCUAAAACCCCCAAACUGGGUGCGAUCAAGUCACACACACCCGUACUGGGCAGUGCUCAGUCCUCGCCUAAAUUGACGGGAAAUUCUCCGCUGAGAAGGUCUAGUACUAUGGAAGGUACGUAUGGCAUGUCUAGGAAUCGGGGCCGGCAAAGCUCGCCCGAGAGAGUUUGGGAAGCCUCUCCCAGGCAACUUGCUGUGGCUGAUAGAAAACGCUCGAAUGAUGCCGGUAGGCCCCUUCUGUUGCCAGGCAACGCACACAGUGCCCACGAUGACAGGAGUAGCAAGUGUGCGAGUCCUGACACCGGACCAUUCGAUGGCUGUGACACCUUGGACGAGUGUCACAACGUGUCAAAACACACCGCAGCAGAACGUACAGCGCGCACGAACGCCGCACCUGCCAGCACUGGCGCGCCUCAAAAAGAGACGCGCGAGCUUGGCGCGGAUGUGCGGUCGGAAUGUGCGCUGCACGGGUCCACGUACAAUUAUGUGUGUGUGGCGGCGCAACUGCUGGCCACGAGCAGGGAAUCACGCGGUACCAAGCAACAGGUAUCAGCGGGGGAGGAUUUGGACGCACGCUGCUUUACAGGCGUAGAGCCGGGCUGUCAGAAGCGACGGGGCAGGAGCGUGCCGAGUAUUGCUGACCCGUAUUUAGUGGAUAGCCUUGAGUUCAGGACUGCGAGCGCAGACGGUACGGAUACGAGUGUGGCGACGGGUGCGACGAGUGCGACAGUCGAUGCGCAAGGGACAGGCCCACAAGGCAACGGGCCAGCGCAGUCUGUGUACACAACCGAGAUAGAGGCGCAUCUGCAGCAGCAACAGCAACAGCACAAGCACAGUGAUCCAGGCCUGAGAAUAUCUGUGCAGGCGGCAUCGGAUGAGCGGGUAUAUCCGGGGCCAAGCGAUGUACACGGCCACUCACACGCACAGCCAGAGACACAGGUGAACCGACAUGAGCCUCAAUGCACCUGUCACGGGCAGACGGCCGCUGACGGUGAAGGGAAAGACGUACAAACGGCUAAGGGCUCUGGAUUGUGCACUUGUUUCCAAUCGAAGCAUACCGCAGAGGAUCGGGAUUUAAAGCGGGACGCAAAUCGGGAUCGGCAAACGAAUUUGGAUCUCGAGCCUCCACUGGAUCAUCCAGAUCAAGAACGGCCGCAAAGUAAACUCAGAAUGAUUCUGGAAGCCACGACGAAGCCAUGGCGGUGA